AACCGAGCUCACAUUACGUCUCAUAGCAACUCCAAAAUAAACUCAAAGAAAUCUCAUCGGCGUCGCAGGGAGGAUUAAUCAGAUAUAACGCGACAUUUAGCUUGUUAUAAAGCGUUAGUCAAGCAUACGAUAAUAAUAAAAAACGUUUCUGUAAUGUUUGUAAGCGGAACCAGAGAUCGACAGUUCAGCGAUCCGGCCGGAAGCGUUUGACGCAUAAUAAUCACAGUGCAUGAUAUUAUUUCAAAUAAAUCUGCGGGAUUAUGUUCAAAAACACCUUUCAGAGUGGAUUUCUGUCCAUUCUCUACAGCAUCGGCAGCAAACCCCUUCAGAUAUGGGACAAAAAGGUCAGAAACGGGCACAUAAAACGCAUCACAGACAACGACAUUCAGUCUUUAGUGCUUGAAGUGGAGGGGACUAAUGUGAGCACCACGUACAUCACAUGUCCAGCUGACCCAAAGAAGACCCUCGGCAUCAAACUCCCGUUCCUCGUCAUGAUCAUCAAGAAUCUCAAGAAGUAUUUCACAUUCGAAGUUCAGGUUCUGGAUGAUAAGAAUGUCCGGCGGCGGUUCCGGGCGAGUAACUAUCAGAGCACGACACGUGUAAAGCCAUUCAUCUGUACGAUGCCCAUGAGACUGGAUGACGGCUGGAAUCAGAUCCAGUUCAACCUGUCGGAUUUCACGCGGCGAGCGUACGGCACCAAUUACAUAGAGACUCUACGAGUGCAGAUUCAUGCAAACUGUCGCAUUAGGAGAGUUUACUUCUCUGACCGACUGUACUCUGAGGACGAGCUCCCUGCUGAAUUUAAACUCUAUUUACCGGUACAAAACAAAGCAAAGCAGUGACAUGCUGGAUUCCCUCACUUCCCCCCUCAGUUUUAUCUGCACCUCUUUAUCACAGACAGAUUUCUAGUGGCCCAACUGUGUUCUUUAUUGUUUUGUUAAAGUGUUGUUUUGGAUCUGUCUGACUAGUUUCUGUAUCUGUUGUCUGCUAAAUAAAUAUUUUAUAUGCCCACAUUAAAACUCAAGAGUCCAUAUGUUUCAUCAGUUUCUAUAGAUAUUGUCCCAAUGUCAAAAUACUUCAUGCACAGCUAGAUAAAGUUUAAAAGAUUUAUUAAACUGGAAUGUGAGCUGCUCAAGGAAAAAUGCAGCACUGUGUCUUCAGUUCUUUCACAGGAGUUACUUUAAAAUGAUCUCUCCAAAGCUUUGGAAAAAACUUCACCAUUACUUAUUGCAAAAUUUUAUGAUCUCAGGGAUUGCAACAGAAUUUAAAUCUAUUCAUACAACAGUGUAUAAUGUAAAGUUACACGUGUAUCUAGUUAUGCAUAAAACCUUUUAACGUUUAAUUAUGCUAGAGAGAUUCAAACAAACAUUUUGUGAGACAUUUAUGCCAGCUAAAAUACAAAGCAAAAUCAAAAAUCAAUAUACCUUAAAUCUUAAAUGACAUUAAAAUAAUAUUGCAAUCAAAUAGAAUGGCACAAAAAAAAAACUAUAUUUUGGUUUAAACAAUUUCACAGAUGAACAUAUUUCACAUAUAAUAUUACAAUAAUCAAAUCAACAUACAGUGGCAAGAAAAAGUAUGUGAACCCUUUGGUAUUAGCUGGUUUUCUGGAUUAAUUGGUCAUAUAGUAUGAUCUCAUCUUCAUCAAAGUCACAAGUACAGACAAACACAAUCUGCUUAAGAUAACAACAAACAAUUAUAAUCUUUCAUGUCUUAAUUGAACACAUCCCAUUAAACAUUCACAGUGCUGUGGAAAAAGUAAGUGAACCCUUGGAUUUAAUAACUGGUCGACCCUUCUUUGGCAGCAAUAACUUCAACCAAGCGUUUCUAUGAGAUAACUCUGUAACCCUUUCCAGCUUUAUGCAAAGCAACAAUUCUUGAUCGUAGGUCUUCUGAAAACUCUUUGUUUGCAAGGCAUGGCCACUUCAGAAGAUGCUUCUUGUGAAUAGCAAACUCAAAAUGUUUGAGUGCUUUUUAUAAGUCAAAGUAG
This is a messenger RNA of Myxocyprinus asiaticus (Chinese sucker), 1987 nucleotides long. RefSeq names its product cilia and flagella associated protein 20 (gene cfap20). The transcript has 6 exons. Gene Ontology annotation, biological process: regulation of cilium beat frequency involved in ciliary motility; positive regulation of cell motility; cilium assembly. Gene Ontology annotation, cellular component: ciliary basal body; motile cilium. Bases 261 to 842 code for a protein of 193 amino acids. Lineage: Eukaryota; Metazoa; Chordata; Actinopteri; Cypriniformes; Catostomidae. The record is from RefSeq and is a predicted model, not a curated record.